Phacochoerus africanus (Common warthog) is the source of this 2025-nucleotide messenger RNA. RefSeq names its product T cell leukemia homeobox 2 (gene TLX2). Gene Ontology annotation, molecular function: RNA polymerase II cis-regulatory region sequence-specific DNA binding; DNA-binding transcription factor activity, RNA polymerase II-specific. Gene Ontology annotation, biological process: animal organ development; regulation of transcription by RNA polymerase II. The record is from RefSeq and is a predicted model, not a curated record. Gene Ontology annotation, cellular component: nucleus. The transcript is spliced from 3 exons. The coding region runs from base 368 to 1222 and encodes 284 amino acids. NCBI's taxonomy places the organism in Eukaryota, Metazoa, Chordata, Mammalia, Artiodactyla, Suidae.
CUGAUCUGUCAGUCACUGCCCCAGCUCGAGCCGGCCAACCCUCUCCACCCUGGACUCGAGCAGAGGGCCUGGCGGUCCAGCGUCCCUCUGCGCUUCAGAGCCAGCGAGGGCGCUCCUGGGGCCCGGGUCGGUCGCGUUCCCCCGGGAUGCGAAUCCCUGCGCCGACGCCCGGCAAAGGCCGGCACGGGGGCGGUUACUCCCAGGGCGCCGGAGUGAAGAUGUCCUGGGGGUCCCGGCGCCUCUCAGCGGCCAGCUUGGCGGGCCCCUGAGGCCACCGCCCCAAACGCUCCGCUGUUGGGCUCCCAGAGCUGUUUGGGGCGCCCUCCCCAACCACCAAACCUCUUGCUGUCCUCCUUGACCCGGACCCAUGGAGCCGGCGGUCCUGGCCUCGCACAACCUCCCGCACCACGAGCCAAUCAGCUUCGGCAUCGAUCAGAUCCUGAGCUGCCCGGAACCCCCCGGGAGCAGCCUAGGCCCGGGUCGCGCGGGCCAGGGCCAUGGGGAGAGUGCGGCGUUCUCGGGUGGAUUUCACGGAGCCUCAAGCUACGGCCCGGCGGGCUCGCUGGCCCCAUUACCAGGCAGCUCUGGCGUGGGCCCGGGCGGUGUGAUCCGCGUCCCCGCGCACCGCCCGCUGCCAGUGCAGCCGCCCGCGGGGGGCGCGCCUGCAGUUCCAGGACCCUCGGGCUUGGGCGGCGCCGGGGGCCUAACAGGACUGACCUUCCCUUGGAUGGACAGCGGCCGCCGCUAUGCCAAGGACCGGCUCACGGCCGCGCUCUCGCCCUUUUCCGGGACGCGCCGUAUAGGUCACCCCUACCAAAACCGGACCCCCCCGAAACGGAAGAAGCCGCGCACGUCCUUCUCCCGCUCGCAGGUGCUGGAGUUGGAGCGGCGCUUCCUGCGCCAGAAGUACCUGGCCUCGGCCGAGAGGGCGGCGCUGGCCAAGGCCCUGCGCAUGACCGACGCGCAGGUCAAGACGUGGUUCCAGAACCGGCGCACCAAGUGGCGGCGCCAGACUGCAGAGGAGCGCGAGGCGGAGCGGCACCGCGCGGGCAGGCUGCUUCUGCACCUGCAGCAGGACGCGCUACCGCGGCCCCUGCGGCCGCCGCUGCCCCCGGACCCGCUUUGCCUGCACAACUCGUCACUCUUCGCGCUGCAGAACCUGCAGCCCUGGGCCGAGGACAACAAAGUGGCUUCCGUGUCCGGGCUGGCCUCGGUGGUGUGAGCGACGCCUGCACUCUCUUCCGAACCAAGGCGCCGCGUGGAGCGCACGGCCGCCCUCGCCGUGAUCGCGUGACAGUGGAGCAUGUGAGGAGAAGCUGGCCUUGAGGCUAUCGUCGAGGUCUCCUCGGCCGCCACCGGCUCCCAGGCCAGCGUCGCGCUGUUGUCCUGCGCGCUAAGGCGCGGCCUUUCCCGCCGUUUUUCGCUCGGAUAUUGCACCUGGGCCGUAACCAGAGGCGUUGAGGGGGCGGGACUUGAAGUACCGAAGCCAAUAAGGUGUGGGGAGGAGGGGCGGGCUGGCCAAUGGCUGCUCUCUUGAGGAACUCCGGAUUCUUCAUUGGGUGUGUCUGGAGCUGGGGUUCUGGGGUUUCCGCGCAGGUUACAGGCGGGGCUGGGAUCGGGUGGCAGCCUGCACUGGCUGGGUCUAUACCAAAGGUGUCGCCAGGGACAGGUGUAAAGGAGGAGGUGCUGGUGAGCGAGAGUCUGACAGGAGCCCGAGAGUUAUCCACGCUGGGCAUCUCAUCCUUCAACGGUAAAAUAAUCGCUAAGGAUUCCUUCCAGACUUUGAGCCUCAUGUUGUCCGUGUGUGUUUAACCUGCUGAUUACAUCCUCCCUCUUGAGACUUACAACGCGCCUGGGUGGCAGGCUGGAUGGAAGGGAAAAAUCCAGGAACACUAACCUGGCUCUGGUGUCCCUAGAGGACUGAGAGGGAAGAGGAGGGAAGCAACGGACAAAGUUAACGGGCCGGUGAAGUUACGAGUGAGAAGAAUUAGGAGUUCCCGUCAUGGCUCAGUGGUUAACGAAUCU